This is a messenger RNA of Phragmites australis (common reed), 2016 nucleotides long. RefSeq names its product enolase 1, chloroplastic-like. Gene Ontology annotation, molecular function: phosphopyruvate hydratase activity; magnesium ion binding. The record is from RefSeq and is a predicted model, not a curated record. NCBI's taxonomy places the organism in Eukaryota, Viridiplantae, Streptophyta, Magnoliopsida, Poales, Poaceae. Gene Ontology annotation, cellular component: phosphopyruvate hydratase complex. Bases 342 to 1787 code for a protein of 481 amino acids. The transcript is spliced from 7 exons. Gene Ontology annotation, biological process: glycolytic process.
ACUGCCCGGCGGGCCCGGCCAGCAGCACGUGUCUGGUGCAUGCUCUCAGUUUUCUGCCUCCCACCGGCCUCCACCAAACCAACCAACCCCCAAAGGCCAAUUGACCAAACCAUAAACGACCAGCAAGGCAGCAACCCUUCGAUGACACGCGGGCCCCACCUGCCACCUUCGUUUCGUCGCCUCCGCCAACCCCCGCCUCCGCCAAAAUUUAUUCGCGGAAACCCCUCGCCACCUCGCCGCCUCCGCCCAACGAACAGCCGCGACGACCUCCCCCUUCGCCGCCGGUAUAUAAACAAACCCCCACCUCCUCCUUUCCGCCUAGCCACCCUCCGCACCCGCAGAUGGCCCACCACCACCUCCUCCUCCCCUCCCCCAAGCCCCUCCUCCCCGGCGCCGCCACUCCCGUGCGCCACGGGGCCCGCCGCCCUGCUGCCGCCGUCCGCGCCGCGCUAUCCACCGCGGCGACCGCGCCAGCUGCGGCGGCAGGGGCGGAGGCGGUGCGGUCGAUCCGCGCGCGGCAGAUCGUGGACAGCCGCGGGAACCCCACCGUGGAGGUCGACCUCGUCGCUGGCGACGGACGCCUCCACCGUUCCGCGGUGCCCAGCGGGGCGUCCACGGGGAUCUACGAGGCCCUCGAGCUCCGGGACGGGGACAAGGCCGUGUACGGCGGGAAGGGCGUGCUCCGCGCCGUGCGCAACAUCAACGAGGUCAUCGCGCCCAAGCUCGUUGGCGUUGAUGUGAGGAACCAGAGUGAUGUUGAUGCAAUCAUGCUUGAUAUUGAUGGAACUCCAAAUAAAUCGAAAUUGGGUGCCAAUGCUAUCCUUGGAGUCUCCUUAAGUGUAUGUAGGGCAGGUGCUGGUGCAAAGGGAGUUCCUUUGUAUAAACAUAUUCAGGAGUUGGCAGGAACUAAGGAGCUUGUCAUGCCUGUCCCUGCUUUCAAUGUAAUCAAUGGAGGUAGCCAUGCCGGCAACAAUCUGGCCAUGCAGGAAUUCAUGCUUUUACCCGUUGGAGCAACUUCAUUUGCUGAGGCUCUUUGUAUGGGCAGUGAAGUUUACCAUGUGCUGAAGGGCAUCAUUAAGGCAAAGUAUGGUCAAGAUGCAUGCAACGUUGGAGAUGAAGGUGGCUUUGCCCCUAAUGUUCAAGACAACAGGGAGGGCCUUGUCUUGCUUAUGGAUGCUAUUGAGAAGGCAGGCUAUACUGGAAAGAUUAAAAUUGGGAUGGAUGUUGCGGCAUCAGAGUUCCUUAUGAAGGAUGGGAGCUAUGAUCUGAACUUUAAGAAUCAGCCUAAUGAUGGAGCCCAUGUUCUUUCAGCCCAGCGUCUGGGUGAGCUGUACAAAGAAUUCCUCAAAGACUUCCCUAUUGUAUCAAUUGAGGACCCUUUUGAUCAAGAUGACUGGAGUUCAUGGGCUUCGUUGCAGUCCUCAGUUGAUAUCCAAAUUGUGGGGGAUGAUUUACUUGUCACGAACCCAAAACGUAUAGCUGAAGCUAUUGACAAGAAGGCUUGCAAUGCUCUGUUGCUAAAGGUUAAUCAGAUUGGUACUGUCACUGAAUCAAUUCAAGCUGCUCUUGAUUCAAAAACUGCUGGUUGGGGUGUGAUGGUCAGCCACAGAAGUGGUGAAACCGAAGAUAACUUCAUCGCAGAUCUGGCUGUUGGUUUAGCAAGUGGGCAGAUUAAAACUGGAGCUCCAUGCCGCAGCGAGAGGCUGGCCAAAUACAAUCAGCUUCUUCGGAUUGAAGAGGAGCUCGGUAAUGUGCGUUACGCUGGGGAAGCAUUCAGGUCUCCAUAAGAGCUAUACAGACUUCAGAAUCUCCUUAGAUGCUGAAUUGUGUGUACUGUUCAGUAGAAAUAAAGCGCUAGAGCACUGCAAGUUAUGCAGUUUAUCCAUGUACCACGAGUCAUCCCCAUUUUUUGCGGAAUUAUUAUUUCUAUAUGCAUCCUGUUAUCUACACUGUUGGCAUACAACUGAAGAAAGCUUGGACAAACUUUUCAAUAUACGAGAUAUUUUCCAGAUAUAA